UGACUCAGUGUCGCUAAUAGUCCCCGUCUGUUGUGGUUUAUAUCUUCCAGGACGUUUUAUAUUACUUUAAUAGCCCCUCGAGGUGAUGUGUGGUGUGACGGCAGCGCACAGAGGCACGUUUUGGGUGAGACUUUGAAGCGCAAUGUGUGGGUUACAGGCUGCGGCUUCCAUGUUUUACUGUUGACGCCUGGGUGGACAGACUGUCACAUGGAGCAGGGAGCCGCAAACAAACGCGCGCGUCCAUAUUUAAUUGAUUUUUUAUUUUGGAGACUGAACCAUUUCUCGCAUUGAACAUUGAUGCUGGAUUUCAUCAGUUGUUUUUAUGUAGCCGAUCCUUAAUUAUCUACUGAUUAUAAUUAGCAGUGAUUCUUUCACACAGACAUGGAGGACCCCGAUAUACGACAACAGAAGCUUGACAACCAGCGAACUCUUUUGAUGAAAAAGCAGCAAAACAAGAGGGCUGAUUCCCAAAUGGUAGUAGCCAAUCGGGAUGCUCGCCAAAAGAGUCGAAAGCACAAAGUGUCCCGCUCUGAUGAAACACCUCUGUUGAUCAACCAAUCCCUCAGCAACACUUCCCUGAGUGAUCAAGUUGAACAUGCCCAUGAUAACCCACUGGAUGAGAUCACAUUAGGCGAAUGUGACAUGACAACAAGCAUGACAUUUGAUGAGAUGCCUUCAGACAAUCAUGUCACUCCCAAGAAAAUGAGCUUGGAGAUGGACAAAGAGCCCGAGGUAGAGUGGGAGGUGGAGAAUGAUGCUCAGGCUGAGGGAAAAAAGACAAGGAAGAAUGAAGUGAAAAAAGAAAAAGAGAUUGAACAGAACGAUGAAGAGGACAAAGAGAAGGAGAAAAAAACAAAGAAGAAAGACAAAGUCAAAGAAUCUGAAGACCCACAGAAGACAAACAAGACAACCAAACAAGAGCGGAAAAAGAAUCACUUACAGGAGGUUUCAUCCCAGGGGAUAGAGUCAGCGGGGGAGAUGGCAAGUCCAAAGAAGAAUAAACAUGAAGAAAGCGACAAUGAAGAGGGGACCCAGAGGCCUGUCCUUCAAUCGCCUAAGAAGAAAAAACAACUCAACACAUCCAGGUGCCAAAUAAGUGAAGAGGGCAAAGAUGAAGAAAGCCAGGAAAAGGUGAAAAAGGAAAAGAAGACAAAGAAAGCAGAGAAAAGUAUGCCGAGUCUCGCUUCCCUCAACUCCAACUACAGAGAGAGUUCAUCUUCAGACAGUGAAUCUAAUGAAAGAUCAACAUCUCCAAUGUCAGUGGAGGAUCUUGAGAAGUUUGCUUUGCGUCCAGCCCCCCGAGAUGCGACGAUCCAGUGUAGGGUCACCAGGGACAGGAGAGGCAUGGAGAAGGGCAUUUACCCGACUUACUACCUCCACAUGGAGAAGGAGGACGGCAAGAGGGUGUUCCUAAUGGCAGGCAGAAAACGGAAGAAGUGCAAAACAUCCAACUAUCUCAUCUCCACUGACCCGACAAAUCUGUCCAGAGAGACAAACUGUUACAUAGGAAAGCUAAGGUCCAAUGUCCUGGGUACCAAGUUCACAGUCUAUGAUGGAGGUGAAAACCCUGAGAAGAAGCCCUUCAUCAAAGAGUGUGAAUCAGUGCGGCAAGAGCUGGCAGCAAUUUGUUACGAGACCAAUGUGCUGGGAUUUAAGGGUCCUAGGAAAAUGACAGUGAUCAUCCCUGGCAUGUUGGAGAACGAUGAGAGAGUGUCCAUUCGUCCCACAAAUGAACCUGAUACUCUAUUGGUCCGCCAUGCGAACAGCAACACAGACAAACUGGUCACACUGGUGAACAAAUCCCCGAGCUGGAACGACCAGACUCAGUCAUAUGUGCUGAACUUCCACGGUCGGGUCACCCAGGCCUCCGUCAAGAACUUCCAGAUCAUCCACCCUGACAACGAGGACUACAUAGUGAUGCAGUUUGGGCGUGUAGCGGAGGAUGUCUUCUCCAUGGAUUACAGUUUCCCCAUGUGUGCCCUGCAAGCCUUUGCCAUCACCCUGUCCUCAUUUGAUGGUAAACUGGCUUGUGAGUGAGCCAUGCUGGUGUGCCUCGGGUGCUUAACUAGAUCCCUGAUCUAAAUAGACACUAUACUAUACCCAUGAUUUUGCACAGGGUAAUUUUUCAUAUUUUGUAUCCUGGUGCAUUGUAACACUUUGUAUACACUAAAUAUGGAAGAUACAUGCCAGAGACUUAGACUUCAGAGGGGACUUGUUUCAUAGGUCCAGUAUUAUUUUACAGCAGAUUUUAUAUCGCAGUGGAAAAAGUAAUUUAAGUUAAUUUAACGGUCUUUCUUUUUAUAUUUGCCAGAUAGGUAAAGGACUCCUGCAAUUAAGAUAUUGAGGACAACUGUGUAAAGACUACCAGGGAAAUGAUAAUUAAAUGAAAUUAAAUGAUAAUAAUACAAUGUUUGUAAGUCUAUGAUUUUUUUUUUUUAAACAUAUUUUAAAUAGAAAGUCAAUCAUUCACUCAGAUCUACAUCAGAUUACGUGUUAUUUCAAGCCAAAGUUACAUCUAGGACUGUUUGCUGUCAUUUUAAAAUAUUUAUCAGAAAGAAGGAAGCAUUCUUAUCAAAAUACAAAAUUUUUUUGAAAAAAGCCCUGAUAUCAGAUGCUGCGGGACUGCAACAGGUUGC
Messenger RNA from Anarrhichthys ocellatus (wolf-eel), 2636 nucleotides. RefSeq names its product tubby protein homolog. Gene Ontology annotation, biological process: protein localization to cilium. The record is from RefSeq and is a predicted model, not a curated record. The transcript is spliced from 13 exons. The coding region runs from base 382 to 2037 and encodes 551 amino acids. Lineage: Eukaryota; Metazoa; Chordata; Actinopteri; Perciformes; Anarhichadidae. Gene Ontology annotation, cellular component: cilium.